AUCCACUUCAAGAUUCCAAUCCUGAGAACAUCUGUCGACUGAGCAGAAAGUCAUCACUGCCAUUGAAGAGAUGAAAAGGAGCGAGGAAACAAGUAUACCUGUAAAGGCAUCGAUAGAGACGAUGUAUGACAACGAGGUAGACAGCGAAGGAGAGUGGCACGGGGAGGCAGGAGUGUAUAAGGGUGAAUUAGACAUCGGUGGCGUGAGGUCGGUGACCAGGUUGGCCAACAUGGGUGUUGGUGGUAUGGCAUCGAAGAAAAAAGGAGUUAGUGGGCACGUUGACUAUGAAUUGGGGAAGACUCAAUUAGACCUUGGUGGUGAGUUGAUGGUGGAGGGCAGGUUGCCCAGCGCCGGUGUUGCUGCUGGGAUAACUAACGAAGGAGUUAAAGCCAUGGCCACAGCUGAGCUCCUAGGUGCCUCUGUGUCCCACGGGAAGGCGACAGCCACAAUGCGUCUGGCAGCUGAUACAGGCUUUGGAGUUGGCAAGGAUGGGAUCGAGGCACAAUUUCUGGGUACAGGAUUCUCUAUCGGGAAGAAAACAUCAAUUUCUCUGUUUGGUUCCAAGUUUGAAUGGGACUUCAGCAAGUGACACGCCACCACUCAGAGCCCAGAGGUCCACUUCUUUGGAGAUUAAUUAAUUCCACCUGGUUAGUUCUCUUAUAGCCUACAGAUAAGGCUUCAGGGCCACAAGAUGUGCUUGGCUUCUUUUAAACUUAAUGAAAACAUCUUGAUGUAUUGUACUUAAUCAGUGGACUGCAUUUACAAUAUAUUAUCAACUCUA
Molecule: messenger RNA, 781 nt
Organism: Salmo salar (Atlantic salmon)
Lineage: Eukaryota; Metazoa; Chordata; Actinopteri; Salmoniformes; Salmonidae
Source: RefSeq, a predicted model, not a curated record